Molecule: messenger RNA, 678 nt
Organism: Cladophialophora yegresii CBS 114405
Lineage: Eukaryota; Fungi; Ascomycota; Eurotiomycetes; Chaetothyriales; Herpotrichiellaceae
Exons: 2
Coding region: 1-678 (225 amino acids)
Cellular component (GO): nucleolus
Molecular function (GO): RNA binding
Source: RefSeq, a predicted model, not a curated record
AUGCCUCCUCCAACAAAGCGCCGGAGGGUCGAACCCACCGUAGUCGAAGAGAUCGCUUUCGACCCGGCUGCUCGGUAUGAAUUUUUGACCGGCUUCCACAAGCGCAAAUUGCAGAGGGCCAAGCAUGCGCAGGAGGUUGCCGAGCUGCGGGCCAGAGCGGAGAAACUAGAAGGGAGGAAGCAGCUGAGAGAACAGAGGAAAGCCGAACUCGAGCGGCAUGUGGAGGAAGUGAACGCGAUGCUGGGGUUGCCUGCCGCAGCCAGCAAUAAACAAUAUGGCGACUCAAGUACGGAUUCCGACGAGGAAUGGAAAGGCAUCUCAGACUCCGACCCACCGCCGAUCGACCACGAGGCAGAGUACGUUGAUGAGGAGAAGUACACCACGGUGACGGUCGAGGCUCUGGACGUCUCGAAGGAGGGACUAUUCCGGGCGCAACAGGAGAGUGAUGAACAUAACUCGGAUGACAAUGGAGUGACUCCCACAUCCACAAACGGAGGUGCUUCGUCCGGCAAAGAGAAACGUCCUUGGACAAAAGAGAAACCUAAAGACGGGGUGAAGAAGCGUAAGAAGAAACGGAAUUUCAGGUACGAGGGCAAAGCAGAGCGGAAAGAAGCACGAGCGAAGCAGAAGUCUAGGAACUCGAGGCAGGCUCGAGAACGACGAGCUGGCGGAUCGUAA